AUGUCGGAUCAAAAAUACAAGGAUAUGCAAGAGUUUUUGGAUUCUAUGGAAGACUAUAAUCCAGCUAUUCCGGAUCAAAUAAUUUCAUAUUAUCUUCAACAAUCAGGAUUUAAAACAACAGACAAGAGAGUGCUCCGAUUAGUUUCCCUCUCUGCACAUAAAUUCUUGGCCGAAAUUUGCAAGGAAUCCCACGGAUUUUGUGCUAGAAGAACAGCCAAACAACAAGGAAAGGAACCACGUUAUGUUUUGGCCACUGAGGAUUUAUAUCAUUCAUUGAAAGAUUACGGAAUUAACAUUCAAAAGCCUGAAUAUUAUUCUGACAGUUUAGCCAACGAAUUAGUACAAACUAGAUCAUCUUCAUCUUCAAUGAUGUCAAACAUGCCACCUUCAUCAACACCUCAAAACGGAUCCAAUCCUUCCAAUGAGUAA
Molecule: messenger RNA, 429 nt
Organism: Naegleria gruberi
Lineage: Eukaryota; Heterolobosea; Eutetramitea; Acrasida; Naegleriidae
Exons: 2
Coding region: 1-429 (142 amino acids)
Biological process (GO): transcription initiation at RNA polymerase II promoter
Cellular component (GO): nucleus; transcription factor TFIID complex; SAGA complex
Molecular function (GO): protein heterodimerization activity; promoter-specific chromatin binding; RNA polymerase II general transcription initiation factor activity
Source: RefSeq, a predicted model, not a curated record